CUCCCGUCCUCUCGGUGUUGUGGUGGGAGUGGCUGACAGCGGCGCCUCCCUCGCCCCGGCGACACAGGGCCCGGCCUCAGUCCCUGGGUCUCGCUACAACCGCUGACACCACCACCACCCGGCGCCAACCACCCUCAUCUCAACAACAAGAGCAAGGAUGUCAAACGAGGCUAAUAUGAAGGACGCGGCGAAGGAGUCGCUGAAGAAGGCGACGGAUCCCCUGGAGAAGCUCCGUAGCCACUGCCUCUCCCAGGGCUACUCUGGCAUCCUCUCCCUCGGCAAGUUGUUCAGGCGGCUGGACAAGGACAGCUCCUGGACACUGUCGAAGGAGGAGCUGAGCCGCGGGGUGAGCCAGUUCGGUCUGGACUUCUCCGACGCCGACGUCAACAAGCUGUUCUCCGACUUCGAGAAGGAUGGACAGUCUGGCAUCAACUACGAGGAGUUCCUGGAGGCCCUGAGGCCGAGCAUGACCGAGCCGAGGAAGGCUGCAGUGGAGGCGGCAUUCAAGCACCUGGACAAGACUGGUGACGGCGUGGUGACCGUCGAGGACCUUAAGGGCGUCUACUCGGCUAAGAAACACCCUAAGGUCGUGAAGGGCGAGGCUACGGAGGAAGAGCUCCUGAAGAAGUUCCUCAACAUGUUCGAGAGUAGCACUUCAGUAGAUGGCAAGGUGACGAAGCAGGAGUUCCUAGACUACUACUCCGGACUCAGUAAGGCUAUAGACAAGGACGAGUAUUUUGUCUCCGUCGUCAACAUGAGCUGGGGACUCUAAAGGGAUUCACUUACUCCCCUGGUGGUGGCGCUGCAAGACUUCCAGGUGGUGUCAUAGUGGGAUUGCCUUGCUGAUACUGUAGGGUUCUAGGGAUUGCUGUAGGACUUAUUUUUAUGCAGUAGGAUUACGUUGGUUUCGUAGUGAUGUGUUUUGUGAUUAGUCUGAAUGCUUUCAAUAAACACUGUUCGACGA
This is a messenger RNA of Homarus americanus (American lobster), 964 nucleotides long. Its product is annotated as crustacean calcium-binding protein 23. The coding region runs from base 158 to 772 and encodes 204 amino acids. NCBI's taxonomy places the organism in Eukaryota, Metazoa, Arthropoda, Malacostraca, Decapoda, Nephropidae. Gene Ontology annotation, molecular function: calcium ion binding. The transcript is spliced from 5 exons. The record is from RefSeq and is a predicted model, not a curated record.